CUCUGCCUGGAAAUGACGAAAGACUUCCGUGUACAACCCUCGUUCCUUCUGAACAACAUGGCGCCACUGUUGGCACCGCUAAAAUGUGGGUUCCACUUUCGAAGACGCAAACUAGCCUUGUUACUUCAACAGACGAGCUCAUAUCAUGUUUGGAGUUGCAAUGAGAAGAGAAGUGCCACUCACCGUAAACCACAGAACACCCAUCAGUUACUGGGUCCACACGUGAGGACGGCCUCAUGGAAUGUCAACAGACACCAGAAUUCGCGACAGUUACUGGAAGCGGUAAAGCAUCUGCAAAUCACAGACAAGCGGACAUGCUGGCACGGUCAUGCAGGAGGGGGUCUGAAUGCAGACCCCAAGAAUGUGCUGAAAGAGGUGAACUCCACAAAGAUCCUCUCUGCAAUGAUGUCGUAUGUAUGGCCAAAGGAUCGACCAGACCUUCGAGCCAGAGUGGCUAUCUCUCUAGGACUGCUCGCCGUGUCCAAGAUGACAAAUGUCACAGUGCCCUUCAUGUUUAAGUAUGCUGUGGACGAACUCAACCAGAUGUCGGGACACAUGUUGAACCUGAACGACGCGCCAAACACAGUGGCUACCAUAGCAACAGCUGUCUUGAUUGGCUAUGGUGUUUCCCGUGCUGGCGCGGCGCUCUUCAACGAGCUUCGGAACGCCGUGUUCGGCAAGGUGGCGCAGAGCUCGAUCCGCCGCAUCGCCAAGAACGUCUUCUUGCACUUGCACAACCUGGACCUGGGCUUCCACCUGAGCCGCCAGACGGGCGCACUGUCCAAGGCCAUCGACCGGGGCACGCGGGGCAUCAGCUUCGUGCUCAGCGCCCUCGUCUUCAACCUCGGACCCACCACCUUCGAGAUGGCCCUGGUCAGCGCAAUCCUGUAUUUCCUCAUUUGCUCGUUGGUGACCCUUGGCACGCUUUCUGCAUACACAGCGUUCACUGUUGCUGUUACACAGUGGAGGACGCGCUUCAGGAUCGAGAUGAACAAGGCUGACAACGAGGCUGGCAACGCCGCCAUCGACUCACUGCUCAACUAUGAGACAGUCAAGUACUUCAACAACGAGAAGUACGAGGCCGAGAGGUACGACAACUUCCUGAAGGUGUACGAGUCCUCCUCACUCAAGACCACGUCCACCCUGGCCAUGCUCAACUUCGGCCAAAGCGCCAUCUUCACCGUGGGCCUCACCGCCAUCAUGGUGCUUGCUAGCAAGGGCAUCAUGGCAGGGACCAUGACUGUGGGAGAUCUGGUGAUGGUGAACGGCCUGCUCUUCCAGCUGUCCCUGCCUCUGAACUUCCUGGGUACGGUGUACAGGGAGACACGACAGGCGCUCAUCGACAUGAACACCCUCUUCACUCUGCUUAGUGUUGAUACCAAGAUUAAGGAGAGAGAAUUGGCGCCCCCACUGCUGGUCGCCCCCCAGGACGCCUCCAUCAGGUUUGAGGAUGUCUACUUUGAGUACUUGGACGGACAAAAGGUCCUCGACGGGGUGUCCUUCGAGGUGCCUGCUGGGAAGAAGGUGGCCAUUGUUGGAGGCAGCGGGUCAGGGAAGAGCACCAUCGUGAGGUUGCUGUUCCGCUUUUACGAGCCGCAGAAGGGCAAUAUCUACAUCGCCGGGCAGAACAUCCGAGAUGUGAGCCUCGACAGCCUGAGGAAGGCAGUGGGUGUGGUCCCUCAGGACGCAGUUCUGUUCCACAACACGAUAUACUACAACUUGCAGUAUGGCAACAUCCACGCCACCACCGAGGACGUGUAUAGUGUAGCCAAGCUGGCGGGCAUCCACGAUGCCAUCCUCAAGAUGCCCCAUGGGUACGAAACGCAGGUCGGAGAGAGGGGCCUCAAACUCUCAGGAGGAGAGAAGCAGAGAGUGGCCAUUGCUCGGGCAGUUCUGAAGAACCCGCCCAUUCUGCUGUACGAUGAAGCCACAUCCUCUCUGGACUCAAUCACAGAGGAGAACAUUCUGAAUUCCAUGAAGGAUCUGGUGAAGGACAGGACAUCUGUCUUCAUUGCACACAGACUGUCCACUAUUGUGGACGCCGACGAGAUUAUCGUGCUCAAUGAGGGUAAGGUUGGGGAGCGGGGCAGUCACUCGGCCCUGCUGGCCACGCCAGGCAGCCUGUACGCCGACCUCUGGAACACGCAGAACAGCCGCGCGCUGAACGACUCCGCCGAGGACGCGUCCGGCGGCAAGGCCAAGCCCGAGGCGGAGCGGCUCUCCAAGAAGGAGGAGGAGCGCAAGACGCUCCAGGACGAGAUCCUCAACAGCGUCAAGGGCUGCGGGAACUGCUCCUGCUGAGGCAGCGUGUGUGCGUUCAUCCCCACACCCCUCCAUCACUGGGCUCAGCAGAGAUGAGGAGGAGGGCUUGGAGGUUGGUUGGUUGGACGGUUGACCAGUAAAGGGGGGUGAGGAGAGGGGAAACACAAGCCCCCCCC
Alosa alosa (allis shad) is the source of this 2438-nucleotide messenger RNA. RefSeq names its product ATP-binding cassette, sub-family B (MDR/TAP), member 7 (gene abcb7). The record is from RefSeq and is a predicted model, not a curated record. Gene Ontology annotation, molecular function: ABC-type transporter activity; ATP binding; ATP hydrolysis activity. Gene Ontology annotation, cellular component: mitochondrial inner membrane. Gene Ontology annotation, biological process: intracellular iron ion homeostasis; transmembrane transport. NCBI's taxonomy places the organism in Eukaryota, Metazoa, Chordata, Actinopteri, Clupeiformes, Clupeidae. The transcript is spliced from 17 exons. The coding region runs from base 13 to 2301 and encodes 762 amino acids.